AUGGAUGUCAUCGGUCUGAUAGAGACUGCCGCUUCCAAUGGACACAGAUCUAUUUUGGUUGCAACUGACUACUUCAGCAAGUGGGUGGAAACAAAUGCGUACAAGUCAGUGACCAAAAAAGUUGUAGCUGAUUUUGUUUGCAACAAUCUGAUAUGCAGGUUCAGAGUACCAGAGUCCAGCAUUACUAAUAAUGAUGUGAAUCUCAACAGUUACUUGACGAGAGAUAUAUGUGAGAAGUUUAAAAUUACUCACCGAAACUUAAUUGCCUAUUGUCCUCAAAUGAACGGAGUUGUGGAGGCUGCCAACAAGAACAUCAAGAAGAUUGCGAGGACAAUGAUUGACAAUCACCGAGGUUGGCAUGAGAUGUUGCCAUAUUCUUUGUUGGGUUAUGAAACAACCGUCAGAAUGUUGAUUGGAGCCACUCCAUACUUGCUAGUGUAUGGUACAAAAGUAGUCAUACCUGCUGAAGUUGAGAUACCUUCCCUAAGAAUCAUCCAGGAAGCUGAUCCGACUUUCCAUAAGAGAGUCAGAGCUAGAAUAAUUGAAAUUGGUCAAUUAGUACUUAGACGCAUUUUUCCUCCUCAAGAUGAAUACAAAGGAAAAUUUUCACUGAAUAGGGAAGGACCUUACAUGGUUCACAACGUAUUAUCUGCAGGUGCUUUGAUCUUGUCGGAGAUGGAUGGAAUCGUGUGGAAAAAGACGAUCAACUCAGAUGCUGUCAAGAGAUACUACGCGUGA
This is a messenger RNA of Solanum pennellii, 738 nucleotides long. RefSeq lists its product as uncharacterized. NCBI's taxonomy places the organism in Eukaryota, Viridiplantae, Streptophyta, Magnoliopsida, Solanales, Solanaceae. The coding region runs from base 1 to 738 and encodes 245 amino acids. The transcript is spliced from 2 exons. The record is from RefSeq and is a predicted model, not a curated record. Gene Ontology annotation, molecular function: nucleic acid binding. Gene Ontology annotation, biological process: DNA integration.